AUGGUGAAUGGUACAAACACAAGUGGUUUUGGUUAUGAUACCUCCACUCAUUCUGUAACAGCUGAACCAGCGGUUUGGGAUUCUUACAUACAGGUUCAUAAAGAGGCAGGAAAAUGGAGAAAUAAGAUAUUUCGUCAUUACGAGGAUUUAUGUAUCAUUUUUGGAAAGGAUAGAGCUCAAGGGAAUAAAGCCAAGGAUUUUGCCCAAAUGGAAGAAGAUGCAAAUAAUGAAGAACAAUCUGAACAAAUAGAAGAUGGUUUUGAAGAACAAACCAUAAAAAAUGAAGAAUCUCCAAACAUAGGCUCAAAGAAGAGAAAAAGAGUUGAUGUCCUUAUUAAAGGAAUAACUAUUGCAGCUAAUGUCCUUAGAGAAAAAGUUGAAAAAGCAGCUAAUAGUAUGAAUCAAGCAAUACUAGGAGAAACUGAAGUACAAAAAAAAAAAGCUUCAAUCGUGAUUCCUGAAAUUUCAAAAAUGCAAUCAUUGAGUACCUUGGAUAGGUUCAAAGCAAGUAGGAAAAUAAUGCGUGGUCCAGAAACCAUGUUAAGUUUUUGGAAUUUGGAAGGAGAAGAUCGGAAGGGUUUUGUGAGGUUCAUGUUAGAAGAGUGA
Messenger RNA from Lactuca saligna, 606 nucleotides. The record is from the annotation of a GenBank genome assembly. Lineage: Eukaryota; Viridiplantae; Streptophyta; Magnoliopsida; Asterales; Asteraceae.